Molecule: messenger RNA, 1914 nt
Organism: Yarrowia lipolytica CLIB122
Lineage: Eukaryota; Fungi; Ascomycota; Dipodascomycetes; Dipodascales
Cellular component (GO): nucleus
Molecular function (GO): protein binding
Source: RefSeq, a predicted model, not a curated record
AUGGCACCUCUAAAAAUCUUCAAGGCUGGGGAAGGACCCGCCAAACGAGGGCUUGUGUCGUGCUCUUAUUACUCCACAGGAGAUGUCAUUUGCUCGUUUGAACCUGCCGUCAACGUCCCUCUCUCCGGACGACUUCUGGUAGGUGGAGACGCAGACGGAACUAUCGAGGUGGAGCAGGAGGCACGUCUCGACCCCACUACAGGCGUUUGUGCCUUUUGUCUUGAAACAUACCCCGCCAGAAACAUCACCAUUUGUCAGGACUGCAAGCUCAUGUCCUAUUGCUCGCAGAGGUGUCUCGAAGCGGACACCUUGCAUUCUCCCGAAUGUACAGAUCUCUGUGGGCCCCAAAAACUGAUCAUGUCCGGAUUCCUACGUGCUCUGUACCGGAUUUUAUGCAUGGCAGAGCAGCCCCGUCCUCGCAACACUUACGCCCAGCUCACCCACCACACCACCGAUACCUCCUGGCCUGCCAUGGAUACCCUUCGAAUGGCAGCUGAAGCUCUGGUCUCCAGAAACGCCUCUCGCGGUCACCCGCUUGAACAGAUUCUUGAGUACGCAGGUAUGCUCUUCGUCAACCAAUACACUCGAUGUGACGAUCUAGGGCGACAGGGAGGGUACAUCUUCGAUCCUACUCUUGCUCUGAUCAACCACAGCUGUGUUCCCAACGCGUACUUGCUCUUUAGAGGCAGAAAGGUACAUCUCGUGUGCUGGAAACCUAUUAACGACGGCGACGAAGUGUUCCUAUCGUACACCCGGUUCAUGCACCCUACCCCGGAACGGCGUACUCUGUUGUAUAUGCAUUUCCGCUUCUGGUGCGAGUGCCCAGGUUGUGUGUCGCAGGAGCUGGAGUACCCUUACAGUCACGUCGUGUGCACCCAGUGCGGGACUGGAGUCAACAGAGAUCCGUUCACAUUGCUGAAUCCUCCUACUUUGGAUCAAUGUCUCAGGCACCUGAUGGAUGGUGUCACCGAGGCCAUUUCUGUGCGGAACUCCGUCGAUCUCUUGCCUUCGGCACGUUUGCUUGUCUGCGAAUGUGAGAACAAGGUGUCUGGAGACGUCAUCCAGGCCAUGUUGACAUUGAUGACCCAUUCGGUGGAGUAUUUUGAUAACGCCAACUUCAAAAAGGUCCUGGGCAUGGUUCUUGCUCACGUUUGCACUCUUGAGGGUAAUGCUAAGACGGAAAAGUGUCUGACAGUUGUCGAAGAAGUGACCCAAUCCAAGUUGCUUACCAUGCAACUAUGUCUUCGAUUGAUGGUUCAGGCACAAGUUCUACCUAUUGAUUCUCAUAUCAUGACCUUUUUGGUGACGCUGAGAAACCUACAUCAACUUCAAGACGAAGCAGAGAUCCCCGAUUGGGAGCGACUGCCUCACUUGAAGUCCACCAUUGCCGUAGCACUAUUGGAGGCGUUGGUGGAGUUGCGGUACUGCAGAGUUCAGAUGUCGUCAUACAACCCCGUUGUUUCCAUCAGCCUUUUUAUGCUCGGCAACUACCUGCGAAUUCUUGCCGGUGAUAUUGCUGAGUCCAGGGAGAACGACUUCCUUUCGGACGACGAUUUGGAGUCCAUUGUGAAUCUCGCCUACGCCUUUUUUUCGUCUGCUCACGAGAAUCUCAGCUUCACACAUCCUGCAAGCCCCUACGUUGAGCAGACCAUGAUCUGUGGCGAUCUUGUGAGAAAGGACCAUGACAAUUUGGAGCUUGACGCGAAUCUCGUGGUCAGUAAGCAUGGUCUUGACCACGACAUGUCUGUUCUGUGCGGCUUCCUCUACGAAUAUCUUGCUCAUGACGGGCUUCUUGCUGACGGAUCUUUCCCCCAGUCCAUCCAUAUUUUGGAUGUGAGUCCUGAGGUGGAAAUGAUCAAGGGCAAACUGGAGUUUUGGUACCGCCCCAUGUCUUCUCCUCCUGUUACUGUGUGA